Molecule: messenger RNA, 948 nt
Organism: Elgaria multicarinata webbii
Lineage: Eukaryota; Metazoa; Chordata; Lepidosauria; Squamata; Anguidae
Gene: B3GAT2
Product: beta-1,3-glucuronyltransferase 2
Exons: 4
Coding region: 1-948 (315 amino acids)
Biological process (GO): chondroitin sulfate proteoglycan biosynthetic process; carbohydrate metabolic process
Cellular component (GO): Golgi membrane
Molecular function (GO): galactosylgalactosylxylosylprotein 3-beta-glucuronosyltransferase activity
Source: RefSeq, a predicted model, not a curated record
AUGAAGUCGCUGGUCUUGAGUCGCUUCUUGGUGCUGCUGCCGUGGGUGCUGCUGGUGAUCCUCAUGCUGGAAACGGACGGCGGCAGCCCGGCGCCCCGUCCGUCGUCCCUUCUCGACCGGCGGCACGAGGGGGCGCCCCGGCGGCGGGAGGCCGAGCAGCGGCGGCGGGGGGAGGCCGAGCCGCCGCCGCCCCCGCCGCCCCUCAUCUAUGCCAUCACGCCGACCUACAGCCGGCCCGUGCAGAAAGCGGAGCUCACGCGGCUGGCCAACACUUUCCGGCAGGUGGCGCGCUUGCACUGGAUCCUGGUGGAGGACUCGGCCGUGGGCACCGAGCUGGUGAGCCGCUUCGCCGCGGGACUCAGCCGGAGCGGCGGCCCGCCUUGCACCCACUUGCACGUGCUCACGCCGCGCAGGUACAAGCGGCAGGGGCAGCCCCGGGCCACGGAGCAGCGCAACGCGGGCUUGGCUUGGAUCCGCCAGCGGCACCAGCACUUGCCGGCCCCGCAGCCUGGCGUGCUCUUCUUCGCCGACGACGACAACACCUACAGCCUAGAGCUCUUCCAGGAGAUGCGCACAACCCGCAAAGUGUCUGUAUGGCCUGUAGGGCUGGUGGGCGGACGACGCUAUGAGCGCCCAGUUGUGGAAAAGGGCAAGGUGGUUGGCUGGUACACUGGCUGGCGGGCAGGAAGGCCCUUUGCCAUUGAUAUGGCAGGGUUUGCUGUAAGCCUUCAGGUGAUUUUAUCGAACCCUAAAGCAGUAUUCAGACGCCAUGGAUCACAGCCUGGGAUGCAGGAAUCUGAUUUUCUGAGACAGAUUACCACAGUAGAAGAACUGGAGCCAAAAGCCAAUAACUGCACAAAGGUUCUUGUAUGGCACACUAGAACAGAAAAGGUAAAUCUAGCUAAUGAGCCAAAGUAUCACCUGGACAGUGUCAAAAUUGAAGUAUGA